Molecule: messenger RNA, 1463 nt
Organism: Cladocopium goreaui
Lineage: Eukaryota; Dinophyceae; Suessiales; Symbiodiniaceae
Source: the annotation of a GenBank genome assembly
AUGGAUGUCCUGCUGCUGUCACGUUUUCAAGACGAAGAUGCGGCAUGCCGUGUUCUGCAGCUCACAGAGGAACUCAUCCCCUUCGGCGUCACAGCGGCCAAGCUGCGAGAUGUCCUGCGAGGCAAACGUCUGCAGGGCUCCAAGGCCAUUCAAACUGCUGCAGGCAACGUCGCUGACAAAGGCAUGUUGAAGGCCUGGAACCAGUCGCAGGUCGACGAGCUGAUCCAGCUGAUGGUGCAGCAAAAGGUGCUGCGUGAGGAAAAGGAAAAGGUUGGAGGCCAAAAAGGAGCUGGCAAAGGAAAAGGUUGGAAGGCGCCAAAAAGAUUGCGAGAAGCGGCCAAUGCUGCCAAGCUGCGCAAUGGGGACCUCACUCUGUUGAUGUCCAACUGUCCCAAAGCUUCAGCUCCUGAAGCCACAGAGGAUUUAGGGACCCCACCUGCGACGGAGAGUGGGGAGGCGCAAGAUCCCGCCAGUCCAGCCCCCAAGCGCAAACGGCUCCGGAAGGUGAAAGAUGUGCCCAUGGAGAGCGAGGCCGCGGCUCCGAUUGUGGAGGAUUUGGACCAGCAACUUGUGGCGUGCGAGGUGCCAGAUCCUGAAGAUCCAGCGGCGGAGCAGGAGAGUGGUCCGAAAGAUGAGAAAGUCCCGGACUCCAAGCGAUUUCAAUCGCUCUUCGGGGCAAGCCGAAAGUCGACCAACAGACAGUCCAAGGCCAAGGCCACAAGACGUAGAUCCAGUUUGAACAAGCAGGAUGAGGACAAGGAGGAAGAAGGCUGGCCACCUGUUCCCUCUGAUAGUAGUGGGGAUGAGCUGGUGUGGAUUGGAGGCGGCCAACGUCCAUCGCCCGUGCGGCGACAUCGCCCAAGUGCCGCAUGUCCGGAGCCGCCUCGUGAACCGCUGGAGCCCUUGCAGCAAGAACCUGUGCAGGCCACAUCGCCCGGCCGCCGGCUGCCGUGGCAGUCCAACGCAGUCCCAUCUCAGCCGCUCCUGCAACAAGCACCAGAGCUGCCUCAGACGUCUGAACCGCAGGCCACAUCGCCGGGCCGCCGGCUGCCGUGGCAGUCCAACGCAGUCCCAUCUCAGCCGCCCCUGCAACAAGCACCAGAGCUGCCUCAGACAUCUGAACCGCAGGCCACAUCGCCGGGCCGCCGGCUGCCGUGGCAGUCCAACGUGGCCCCGGCUCCGCCUCCAAUGUCGGCUCCGCCUGGGGGUCCUUCGGGUCCUUCGCGCGCGGCCAGACGCAAUCAGCUGAGAGUCUCGACGUAGCAGGGACGGACGCACUGGAUGAUACGGCCUAGCUGGGCAUGGGAAGUCUGCAUUGGUAGCCGCUUGUGUGAAACACAUACCAGAGCGGACCGUACCUGCAAAGCGAUUUAGUGCUGUCCACAACAUAGUUUCUUAGCUGAAGUCAUCGUUGAAGAUCAGUUGGGUUCUUGGUUUCAACCUUUCCAUUUGACUUCGUUCUU